AAAAAGGGGUAAGCUUUCCCUCCAAAUUCAUUCCUCAAAAAUUUGAGGGCAAUUUCUUCUGCACACAGCACACGACUAUCAUCAUGAUUGCCACCACAAACUAAUUCUUUCAAAUAGUAUUAUCCCUUUAUCUUUACUCCAUCUCUCCCUAUUCUCUCUCUCUCUCUCCCCCUCUUCUCUAGGGUUUUUUCUGCAUCUCUCUCUCUCUUAUCCCGCUUCGCCACUUCUAGGGUUUGUUCCAACCAUCUUCUGACUGCAGCUGUUUUUCCGGGCUAUUGAAGAUGGAUUCUGCAGGAUUCUCUAUGAAGCUGUGGCCCCCAAGCCUAAGUACCAGACUUAUGCUUGUGGAGAAAAUGACCAAGAAUCUUACUACUCCAUCCAUCCUAUCCAGGAAAUAUGGCCUUUUGAGUAAAGAAGAAGCUGAGGAGGAUGCCAAACAAAUAGAAGCCGUGGCUUUUGCGUCUGCCAAUCAACAUUUUGACAAGGAGCCAGAUGGAGAUGGAAGUUCUGCGGUGCAACUUUAUGCUAAGGAAUCUAGUAGGCUUAUGUUAGAAGUUAUUAAAAGAGGCCCUCAGACAAAGGAAUCUGCAGAAGGUGUAAUACCUGAGAAGGUUAAGGCAUCUGAUGAAACUACUAUUUUUGAUAUAUCCAAAGGUAGACGGGAUUUCAUCAAUGCAGAGGAGGCUGAGGAGUUAUUGAAACCACUAAGUGAACCCGGGAAUAAUUAUAAAAGGAUAUGUUUCAGCAAUAGAAGCUUUGGUGUGGAUGCUGCUAAAAUUGCAGGACCCAUUUUGUCCUCUCUUAAAGAUCAAUUGACAGAAGUGGACCUUUCAGAUUUCAUAGCGGGUAGACCAGAGGAAGAAGCACUGGAAGUCAUGGAAAUCUUUUCUUCUGCUUUGGGUGCCUGUGACUUGAGGUAUCUCAAUCUUUCUAACAAUGCUUUAGGUGAAAAAGGCGUAAGGGCUUUUGGGGCACUUUUGAAGUCACAACGGAACUUGGAGGAGCUCUAUUUGAUGAAUGACGGCAUUUCCGAGGAAGCAGCACAAGCAGUCUGCGAGCUGAUCCCUUCAACCGGUAAACUUCGUAUCCUUCAUUUUCACAAUAACAUGACAGGAGAUGAGGGUGCACUUGCUAUUUCUGAACUUGUGAAACAGUCUCCUGCAUUGGAGGAUUUCCGGUGUUCAUCUACAAGGGUAGGAUCUGAAGGUGGGGUUGCUCUUUCACAAGCCCUUGGAGUAUGUAGGGAUUUAAAGAAACUUGAUUUGCGUGACAACAUGUUUGGUGUGGAAGCUGGAAUUGCCUUGAGCAAAGUACUAUCAAUCUUUUCCGACUUAACUGAAAUCUACCUUAGUUAUCUGAAUUUGGAGGAUGAAGGGUCCAUUGCUCUUGCUAAUGCCCUCAAGGGAUCUGCUCCAUCCCUUGAGGUUUUGGAGAUGGAUGGAAAUGAUAUCACAGCUAAAGCUGCUCCUGCUCUGGCAGCCUGUAUAGCUGCAAAGCAAUUUCUUACCAAGUUGAGGUUAGCAGAGAAUGAGUUGAAAGACGAGGGUGCUAUCUUAAUUGCAAAGGCAUUGGAGGAUGGUCACGGUCAAUUAAAUGAACUGGAUAUGAGUACCAAUGCUAUAAGAAGAGCUGGUGCCAGGUGCUUGGCACAAGCUGUUGCGAGCAAACCUGGCUUUAAGGUGCUGAACAUCAAUGGCAACUUCAUAUCUGAUGAAGGAAUUGAUGAGGUUAAAGAUAUCUUUAAGAAUUCACUUAAUGUUCUUGGGCCUUUGGAUGAAAAUGAUCCCGAAGGAGAAGAAUAUGAUGAAGAGGCUGAUGAAGAAGCAGAUAAUGAAUUCGAGUUGGAGACAAGGCUCAAGGGUCUUGAUAUCAAGCAGGAAGAAUAAGCUUUUAAAGAAACACAAUCAUGGCCUAGUCUUAAAUUCCCGUUGUACUAGGUCAUAAAUUGCCAGAUUGUACUUAAUAAGCUAGUCUAGCUUUUAGUACUAUCAUAAUGUAGGUUAGAUUUCAAUAUCAUUUCUUGUCAUUAGUAUCGGGUUCAAACUCUUCUGUCCAACCUGUGUUUAUGGAGGCUGAGAAUUGUUAUUUAAUAUUUGGUAUAACUUUAUUAGACUUCAUUUGUUGCUUGCGUUA
Messenger RNA from Nicotiana attenuata, 2133 nucleotides. RefSeq names its product RAN GTPase-activating protein 1-like. Lineage: Eukaryota; Viridiplantae; Streptophyta; Magnoliopsida; Solanales; Solanaceae. The record is from RefSeq and is a predicted model, not a curated record. The transcript has 2 exons. Bases 282 to 1886 code for a protein of 534 amino acids. Gene Ontology annotation, molecular function: protein binding; GTPase activator activity.